This is a messenger RNA of Phaeodactylum tricornutum CCAP 1055/1, 1208 nucleotides long. RefSeq lists its product with no specific name. Lineage: Eukaryota; Bacillariophyta; Bacillariophyceae; Surirellales; Neidiaceae. Bases 1 to 900 code for a protein of 299 amino acids. Gene Ontology annotation, molecular function: Hsp70 protein binding; ribosome binding. The record is from RefSeq and is a predicted model, not a curated record. Gene Ontology annotation, cellular component: cytosol. The transcript is spliced from 2 exons. Gene Ontology annotation, biological process: 'de novo' cotranslational protein folding; regulation of translational fidelity.
AUGUUUUUGGUCGAAAAGACCAAGCGCGAGCGACAGGAAAAGGCGGAACAACAAAAGUUAGACGCGCAAUUAGAGCAUGAACGGCAACAACAAGAAGUAGAGGACCGGCAGCGGCGAGCGGAAGAAAAGGUGACGCGCGAACAACAAAGAAACACAUACGGAAAGCGCGACAGAGUCUGCGAAAAAAUGGCGUCGGCCUCUUUUGAAUCUCUCGAAUCGGAACAGAAAUCGUCCAUUGUAUGGGCGGAUACCUUCGACGUGAAUCUGGAUGUCGAAGUGCUGUGUACAAAUUUGGAUUUGACGGGGUUGCAAUCGUUGGCUCAAGAAUUGGAAAAUAUCACUUGUCCGAAAGAGUCGUUGACGAUGAUUCACCAAGAAGUACUGGUGGCUAAGCAGCGGGAAGCAGACGGGGACUUUAUCAAUGGCGAACAAUCAAACGACAAAUCGCCUGUUGUAACACCGGCGUUGAAGCCGAACCUCUGGACCAAGGAGGAAUUGUCAGCCCUGGCUAAGGCAGUCAAGAAGUAUCCACCCGGCGGUUCCUCACGAUGGGAACAGAUUGCGUUGUUUGUGAAUAAUUUGUGUAAACAGGACGAACCCCGAUCCACGGAGGAAUGUAUCGAGAAAUACAACAACGUGGCGAAGACGCACAGCAUACCAACCGAUAGCACGAACGGCGUCGCGGCAGCAUCAGAACCCGAAGACUCUUCGCAAUCCAACGAAGACGUGUGGACGGCCGAACAGGAUCAGAAGCUACAAGAUGGACAAGCUGCGAAUCCAGCGAGCAUGGGCAAAAAGAGCGGUGGACCGCAAUUACAGAGUGUGUCCGGGAAAUCCAAGAAGCAGUGCGCACAACGGUUUAAAGUGAUUCGGGAUUCAUUCACAACAGUCAAUGGCUAAUUGGCCUCCAUCGUUCACUGGUUGACAUUUGCGAUCGGCCCAACACUACAGAGUUGACCCUUUUUGAUGGAUUCCAUGUAAAGAGGACAUUCGAGUCUCUCGCCGUCACUUUCGCGCCCACCAUCCAUUGUGGUCGCGGUCUUUGUCAUUUCUAAAUUCAAGUUACGUUUUUGGUGCGACGCAAAGAUGAGUCUGGCUCCCUUUACGCCCUGCGAUUGUGCGGCACUUAAAGAAUAUUGGUUUGGCAAAAAAAACUGCCGCAUAUGUGACAGGAUGCGUAAAGGUGAGCAAUCUUUUCCUUUGACGUG